Zophobas morio is the source of this 1223-nucleotide messenger RNA. RefSeq names its product ribokinase-like. Gene Ontology annotation, biological process: D-ribose metabolic process. NCBI's taxonomy places the organism in Eukaryota, Metazoa, Arthropoda, Insecta, Coleoptera, Tenebrionidae. Gene Ontology annotation, molecular function: ribokinase activity. The record is from RefSeq and is a predicted model, not a curated record. The transcript has 6 exons. The coding region runs from base 230 to 1147 and encodes 305 amino acids.
GUCAAAUGUCACUUUCAGUCAAACUUUUCCAGACAAUUUCCAUCAAAGUGGUUGUAUUGAACACACAAAAACGCAAAAACCGGCACCCAAAUGGCUACCAAGUUAUGUCACUCCCCAUCCACAUUUGGGAUAACAAACACCAGAUUUAGAUCUUCGCGCGUAAUUCCCCUACUUACCCCACUCGUGCGAGGUCAUUGAGAUAACCCACAGAUAACACAACAAACUCAAAAUGACGUCCCAAUCUAUCGUAGUUGUGGGGUCUUGCAUGAUUGAUUUCGUCAGUUAUGCGCCACGUCUCCCUCAAAAGGGUGAAACUAUUCACGGCACUCAGUUCGUUACGAACUUUGGAGGAAAAGGGGCCAAUCAGUGCGUCGCUGCUGCCAAACUAGGGGGCCAAACGACUCUAGUGGCUCGAGUCGGCGAGGACUUAUGGGGCGACAAAUACAUCGCCAACUUAAAAGAACAAAAAGUUGAAACUAAAUAUGUCCAAAAGACGCCGAAUUUUUCAAGCGGGAUUGCGCAAAUCACGGUGGCUGAAACCGGCGACAACCAAAUCGUGAUAGUGGCGGGGGCCAACACUCAACUGAGCCCCCUAGACGUGGAAAAAGCGAAAAGUGAGAUAAGUGCGGCUGCCGUACUAGUUUUACAACUAGAAACCUCAGUGGAAGUCGCGGUUAGGGCUCUGGAGUUGUGUGAAGGGGUGUCGGUUUUAAAUGGAGCGCCAGGGCUCAGUGACUACGACGCACGGAUUUUAACACUACCGACGAUUUUUUGUGUAAACGAAACUGAAGCUGAGCUGUUCACAGGACUACCAGUGACAACAAAAAAGGAGGCCGAAACAGCUGCCAGGUUUUUACUUUCCAAGGGGUGUAAAAGCGUCGUGUUGACUCUGGGGGCGCAAGGGACCCUCUACGUGGAUAAAACUGAGUGUUUGUACCUUAGUUGUCCCAGUGUCCGGUGCGUGGAUUCCACAGGAGCUGGGGAUGCAUUUAUUGGGGCUUUUGCGUUUUUGUUGGCCACUAAGCCCGACCUUCCGAUGGCAAAGGUGCUCGAGAGUGCGUGUAUUAUAGCCUCUGAUAGCGUGACGAGGUCGGGGACCCAAAUUAGUUUCCCUGGAAAGGAAAUCCUGGAUAAAUGUCCUCUGUAAAGUUAGCGCUUUGUACUUAGGUGACGUGUGAGUUGCCAUUGUGGUUAUGUUUAAAUAAAAGCGGGGGUUGGUUUAA